AUGAAUAGUAGUAAUGUGAAUGAUACAAACAGCGACAAAGAACAAGAAGAAAAUAUAAAUAAAAACAGUUCCGAUAUAAAAGAAAAUUAUAAAAUUGAAAACAACAACAUGACUAACAAUUCUAGUUCCAAUAAUUCAAAUAAUAUGAUUUCAGAUACAAAAGUAACAGAUUUAAAAAACGAACAAAUUAACACUGACAAUUAUAUAAACCCUAAUACUAAUAUAUCCCUAAAUAACGAAAUAAAAAAUGAAACACUUCUCGAUAAAAAGCCUUCAAUUUUAUCUGCCCAAAAAUAUUUUAAUGUAAAAGAUACAGAGGAAAAUAAGGAUCCUGAAUUUUAUGCGAUUUCUGAUUCUGCAAUUUCCGAUUCUGCAAUUUCCGAAACGCAUCAAUUAAGUGAGUCAUCUUUAAAGGAAAGUGAUGAAAAUAGUAAAAAAAACUAUACCCCAAAUUUUAACUUCCAAAAAGAAGAAAAUAAUAAUGUUAUCUUCUUCGAUAAUAAUGAUGACGAUUAUGUGUCUGCUGAAUCAUGUAAUAUAUCCUUAGAAAAAAGUGAUGUUAAAAAUGUAAAAUCAUCAAAUAUGAGUGAACAAAAUAAUAUGAAUUAUCAGAAUUUGAAUAUAAAUGCCUCUUUUACCACUAAUAGUGAUAAAACAAAUAUAAUUAAUGAAGAUGAUAAAAAAAAAGAACAAAAUUUUCAUGAUAAUAUUACUGAAAAAUGUAAUAAAAUAUAUAAUGAUAAUAACCUAAUAGAAACAGAAAAUAAUAAAAAAAAUGAGUCUUUAAAUAAUUGUGAUUAUAUUAUUGGUAAUAAUUAUGAUGAGAAUAUUAGUAGAAUGUUUAAAAAGAGAGGUACAUCAGAUAUGAUCCUAAAUUGCAUGGACAAAAAACAAAAAAUAGAUGUCACAAUCCUAGAAUCGAACAAUCUCAAAUUGGACACUCAAUUGGACACUCAAUUGGACACUCAGUUGGCUACUCAAUUGGACACUCAAUUGGACACUCAAUUGGCUACUCAAGUUGAUAAUUUAGAUAAUCUUGAUGGUGAAAAAAAAAAUACACAAACAACAGAAGAAAAUAAAAUAAAAGAAUGCUACGAUGAUAAAGUAGAUGUACAAAAUGGGUGUCUACUUCUGACAAAUAGUGCAAUAUGUGAUGAACAAAAUAGCUUAGAUACUGGAAAUGUUCAGGAAAAGAUCCCCAAAAGGGAUGUAUUAGAAAAUGGGGGCGAAAAUGCACAAGAAAAAGAUGAAGGGAACACAGAUGUGGCAGAUAUAAACGCAAAUAAACCAAAUGAACCAAAUGAACCAAAUGAACCAAAUGAACCAAAUGAACCAAAUAAACCAAAUGUAACCACUUCGAACCGCAUUGUGUGUAAUGAUAUAAAAGAGUCAAAUAGUGAAGAUGCACAAAAUAGUGUCAUUGCGCAAGAUUCGAUAAAUAUAAUCCCAAAUGAUAAGACCUUUUUAAAUAUAAAGUCUAGUACUGCAUGUAUUGCUAAUACUAUGUUGUCAUUCUAUGAUUCUAUUAAUUGGGAAGCAGAACAUAAAACAAUAGAUGUAGAAAAUGAUAACCAUAAAUAUACCAUAGAUUCAGAUGAUGAUCCCAAUUCUGUAAAUUUGAAUGAAGUUGAAAAUCCGUGGAAUCUUAACACACAAUCUAGUUUUCAUACAAAUAGCAUAAAAGCUAGUUUAAAUAAAAAUGUUAAUCACCAUUUUAAUAACAUUAUUAAAUUAAAUGAAAUUCGUUCUAUGCCUAAAGAUAUAGAUGCAAAUAACGAAUCUGUAAUAACGGCUAAUAAUUUAAUAAGCAACAGUAGCAAUAGUAACAGUGGCAAUAGCAACAAUAGUAAUAGCAACAGUGGCAGUAAUAAAAUGAUAGAUAACGGUUCUAUUGAUUAUAAUGUGAAUGAAAAUAUGAUUGCGAAUAAAAUAAAUCAAGAUAAUUCUAUUGAAUUGUAUAAAAAUAAUUCUUUAAGAGGAAGCGAUAAAAAUGACAAGAAUAUAAACCUUGAUAAUCAAAUAUCUAUCCAAAAUUGGAAUAACGAUACAAUAAAUAAUAAUAAUGAAAAUAGUGAAAGAGAUGAAACAGAAUAUACACAAGAAGUGAGUCAAUUACAUAAUAUAAUUAAUAAUAAUUUAAAUAGAUGUAAUAAUCCUAGCUCUGAUAAGAAUAUGUAUCUAAAUAAUUCAAAUAUAUUAAAUCCGAAUGAACAUAAUAAUAUUAUAAAUAAAAUAGACACCCAAAAAUAUAUAGAUGUAAAUGAUCAAAAUUUUGACACUAUAGAAGAUGCUACAAAUUUUGAUAACGUUAGUGAAAAAGAAGAUAUAGAAGAUGAACGAAAUAAUUUUAUUAGUAUAGAUCAAGAAAAUGAUAAAUAUAUGCAAUGGUUUGAUACAAUAUAUACAGUUUGUGUAAAAUUAGAUGAAUUAUGUUGCAAAUUAAAUAAUAGUUUUCCUCAUUCUAUGGAUAUUUGGAAUCAAAGUGGAAAAGUAAAUAUGUAUCAUCUUAAAUCUUUAUUUAAUAUAAAUGAAAAUUGUAUUGAUAUAUAUAAUAAUCAAGAUUGUAAAAAAAAUAAAAAUGAUUUAUUUUUUGAUGUUAGUAUUCAAAAAAAUUAUAAUAAUUCAGUUUGUAGAGAAUAUAAUAAAAAUGGAAUCUUAAAUUCGAAUAUGUCAAAUGAAAUAAAUAAUAAUGAAUUUCACUAUAGUAACAUAAAGGAUGCUAAUAUAAUAGACAAUAAAAAUAAUAAUAAUAAUAAUUGUGUUAAUUAUUUUUCAGAAAAAAAUAACUAUUCCAAGGUUGGAAUAAAUAGUUAUAUAAAUGAAUAUAACACAGAAGCAUAUAACAAUAAUAGUAAUAACCAUUUAGGAAAUUAUGAUAAUGAAUAUACAAAAAUUGAUAAACAAUCCAAAGAUAAUUUAGUACAUCUAGAUAAUGGGUUAAUCUGUAAAAAUAGAAAUAAUAAAAAUGAAAAUAAUAAUGUUAAUAUGAAUCCAUCAAAAAAUAAUGGAAUCAUUAAUAAUAAUGUUAAAAUAUCACAAAUGUAUGGAAAUGAAAAUAAUAUAAAAAAUUGUCUUUAUUAUCAAAAUAAACAAUAUGGUAUUGGAUCAAAUUUAGAAAAUAAUAAAAUUCCAAUUAACUCUAAUAAUGGAAAUAUGAAUUCAAUUUUGAAUCUUGCAUCUAACAAUAUAUGUAACAUGAAUAAUAUGGGUUCUAACUUAGUAGACAAUAUGUAUUCUAUAUAUGGAAAUUUAACAAAUUCUAUGAAUAAUAAAAAUAAUAUAAAUAUGCAUAGAUAUAACAAUGAAAUGAACAAUUAUAUGAAUCUUAAUAAUGUUCAUAAUAUAUAUAACAAUAAUAAUGGGGGAAAUAAUUUAAACCAUGAAAUGUGUGGUAAAAAAAUUAAAAAUAGUAAAAAAAAUUCAAAUAAUAUAAUAAAUAAAAAUACAGAAAAAAAUAAUAAUAAAAAAAGAAAUUCAGUAAAUAGAAGUAAUAAUAGAAUUAUAAAAGAUGAAAGUGAAUUUGAAUAUUUAUUAGAAUUACCAGAUAAAGAUGGACCAAAUUUAGAAAACCCAGAAGAUUUAAAAUGUGAUAUUGCAGGUGUAUAUUGGGAUAAAAGAAGUUGGAUUGCAUCAUGGUAUGAUAAUGGUAAAAGAUAUUAUAAAUCAUUUUCUGCUAAAACUCAUGGAUUCUAUAAAUCUAAAUUUUGGGCUAUUAAGGUACGUUUAUCAAAAGUUAAAGGGCAAACUAUUUUUGGAAAACAUAAUAGAAAACCAAAAAAUAAUAAUCAGAAUAAUGAUAAUGUUAAUUCUAUUCCAUAUAAUACAAAUAUGAUAGUAGAAAAUGAUUGUAUUACUGUUGAUAACAUCUAA
Messenger RNA from Plasmodium yoelii, 3870 nucleotides. Its product is annotated as AP2 domain transcription factor AP2-O. Lineage: Eukaryota; Apicomplexa; Aconoidasida; Haemosporida; Plasmodiidae. Gene Ontology annotation, molecular function: DNA-binding transcription factor activity. The coding region runs from base 1 to 3870 and encodes 1289 amino acids. Gene Ontology annotation, biological process: regulation of DNA-templated transcription. The transcript has 2 exons. The record is from RefSeq and is a predicted model, not a curated record.